AUGUCGAAAAAAUGGAGAGUUUUUCAAACAAGUCUACUAGUUGAACCCAAUUUCGCUGUCGCUGUGACAAAAGCAUGUUGUGUGCUACACAAUUUUGUUCGACGUAGAGAUGGCAUCAACAAUGAUGAUAUCCUUAGUUGUACAAUGGACGAUUAUACAAAUGAAAGGGGAACUGGAAAUUCGUCAACAAAUGCCAAAGAAGUUAGAGAACACUUUGUUAAGUAUUUCAACACUCCGCAACAUGCACUUAAGUGGCAAAAUAAAGUCAUUGGAAAAUAA
Molecule: messenger RNA, 279 nt
Organism: Macrosiphum euphorbiae (potato aphid)
Lineage: Eukaryota; Metazoa; Arthropoda; Insecta; Hemiptera; Aphididae
Source: the annotation of a GenBank genome assembly